AUUAAAAUUCAACUUCUGCUAAGCAAUGAAAACACAUGACUGGAUAAUUUUGUGACUGACGACGACGUGAGAAAGUGAGAUUAUUUUAUUGUCUGUUGAAAUUUUGUCCGUAGAUAAACUUAAUUUAUCUCACGCAAUCCUUAAAUGUGUGUGCGUGAAGAGUGAAAUAUUGAAAUCUGCCACACAAUUAAGCCUAUUGCAUUCUUAUUUUAACUUUUUUUUAUAAUAAUACAAAUAUUAAUUUAGUCCUACUUUGAUAUCCAUCAACAAAACAUGGGGGACAGGCAGGAGAAUAGUGAGCAGACCGCCCAGCCUCGUGGUUUCGAGGCUCUCAAAAUUCACACACUGGAACAUAAAGUGGAUGUUGCUUUGUGGACUACUCGCCUUCUCACAAUCUUCUUCACACUUGCUUAUUUCAUUCCAUUGUUUGGGAACCCGUAUAAUGCGUACUACAAGGUCUUGAUGGCUAAUGCUGCCACCUCUGCCCUGAGACUACACCAGCGACUUCCUGGUGUCUCAUUUGACCGAGAGUUCCUGUCUCGUCUCCUCACCGAGGACAGCUGUCACUACCUCUUCUAUUCACUCAUCUUCCUCUAUGUGGCUCCUGUCACUUUUGCUCUGAUGCCGGUGUUCUUGUUUUCCGUGAUCCACUUCUCUAGUUACUCUCUCACUCUGCUAGAUCUGAUGGGACACAACUCAUGGUGGGGAGCCCGACUCCUAAUUUCUCUUGUUGAGUUCCAGUCCCGCAAUAUUCUGCGACUCAUCGCCUUCUCUGAGAUCUUUCUCAUGCCUUACACAGUCAUUCUCAUCUUUUUGGGCAAAGCUGGGUUGCUGACACCAUUCGUGUACUAUCACUUCCUGUCACAGCGCUACAACUCGCAACGCAACCCAUAUACCCGCAACAUGUUUCAUGAGCUGCGCAAUGCAGUGGAGGGGAUGGCCAACAAGCCCAACAUGCCAGGGAUGGUGCGCAACGCACUCAUGUCCAUUGUGGCAUUUACGUGUCGCCUAGCUCCCCCACAACGCCCAGCCCAACAGUAAUUUGGCUUGGCAUGUCAACACUAUCUAUAAGAUAAUUAAUUAUAAGACGAUAAAGACUUGAGUUUCUUUGAUACUAAUAUAUAUAACGUCUUAAUAGUAUUAAGAUAUCUCUGUGCAGUCUAUUUGUUAUUAAAUGUUCAGCCGAUAAUGUUUGUUCUCUUAGUUCAUAGUUAGAAAUAUUUUAUAAAAGUUUGUAAAUGAUUAAACUGUUUCUAUCAGUUUCUAAAGCUAACAACAGUUUUGCUAAGUUAACAAGGAGUGAUUUUAAUAAACAUUUAAUCAUUACUAAAUUAUUAAUUAUUAUUAUUUAAUUAUACUAAAUUGUGUUUGUAUCAAAAGCUUAUCAUAUUGACAAUUAAUCAAAAUUAAUGUGUUGAACUAAACAAGUAAGUAUUUUAUCAAAUCAUCACAAAAUUUAUUCCUUUCUCCAAACUUAAAGUCCUAUUGGAAAAAUCUUAAUGCGUAGUAGGAUUAAAAAUCAUUCUUUUGUGAUUAAUUUUAAUGUUGUUUAAAACAAACAUAUUUAUGCUAUUUAGUGUCUUGUAUUUAAAGACAAUGAUUAUAUUAUUCGUAAGUUUAUUAUUGAAAUUUGAAAAAAAUUAUAUUUGUUAAUUAUUUAUUUCAUCAUACUUGUUUUGUUUCGGAAUCCAUGACUUCUCUAGAAUGUGAACUAUUAGAUUUGUUUGGUUGUAAAUGUUAGCCAGGGCCAUUAUGCUGUACAGGAGUUAUUAGGAUUUCCAUGACAUAUUUCCUAUUUAUCCAGUUCCUCUCAUUAGAGAGCUGAGUGCAUUAUUUAAUAAACGUAAAUUAUUACAUAAAUAUGUUUAUAAAAUAUUUCUAAAUGAUCUUUCAACUACUGGCAAACCAUUCUCCCCUUUUAUUAUUAUUAUAUUAAUGAUUGUCGGUCAUAAAAAUUUAAUUUACGGAAACCAUUUACCAUUAAAUUAGAAGUACUGUUAUGGAAACAAAGAUGGUGUAAUCCAUUUAAAAAUAGUGCCGGCAGUUGGUGACCAACAUGAAACUAUCUUUGUUGCAAUAUUAUAGGCUAUUUUGGGCAUGACCCCUCUACAUGCCAUUCUUCAUAUUGCCAUAUCUAGAAAAUUAUUUCAGUGGGAUUCACAAGGGGGUGUGGAAUGUCAACAAGGUAAUAAGGACCAACAAGUCCUCCUCUGGAAAAUGUCUGAAAGUUAAGAUACUCAUUAAAAACCUUAAAAACAUUUUAAGAAUGUGUUGAUAAACUAUAAUUCUCUGAUGCAAGUUUAUGAUAGAUUCUAGAUAGACAAGUUCUAGAACAUGCCCUAAAACAUCCCCAGCAAGCUGUAAGAUUUGUAUUGUUUAUUUUUUGGCCUAGAAACAAUAUUUCUAUAUGACAAUAAGAAAAAUACCAUAUUCAAAUGCUUAUUCAUUUAGUGGGCUUUCAAAUCCAUGUUAUCUAAUUUAAUGUAAUGUAAUAAAAACACAUUAAUAAAUGAAUAUUACUUUAUUGAUACAAAAUUUAUUUCUAAAAUGAUCCAUUCUGCCAUUUAGACAAAACAUAGAUCAAAAUAUAAAUGAGUAAAUGAAGUAGGAUUUGGACACUUUUUUGUUCUUUAAUGUAAUUAGUUACAGAAUUAAUGUGUCGCCACCAGUUUAGUGUUGUUCAAACAUGUUCAUUUAAUAUUUGUGAACUAGCAAUUGAAUCAAACACCGUGCAAAAUAUGGUAAAUUAAUAGGUCUAUUGUCACAUAUUUAUUACUAACAAGUAAUUAUUUCAAUGCAUAAUUAAAUUAAAUUGUCAUUGGUUAUAACUCCAUGUAAUCUGCCGGUAGACGAAAAUCCUCAAAACUCAGAAUGAAUAUAUUGCAGAGGAUAGAAACAAUUUGGCUCUUAUUUUGGGCUAAUGGAGAAGAUACCUUAAUAGCACUGUCCAAUAUUACAAUGUUUGGAUUAUUUCAUUAUUUGCUAUUUGUUUAUUUAGAUGAAAAAUAUCAAACGUAGGUGGUUCCACAGCUAAACAAACCCGAAACAGAUGGUGACAACCAAUUAUGUUGAAAUUUACAUGUUUAAGUUUAAAAUUCACCCUUAACAUAUCACACAAUGCCUUUUUGUAUUUUCUGAUUGUUUUGCAUCAUCAUUAAAAUAUCUCCAGAAACAUAGAUGAAGAGUAAUUCAUUGUUUAUUAAAACUUUUGAUGAUAUUAGCUUACGAGUAUAUUCUUGUUUUUAUAUUAAUACAUAAUAUUAACGGUUGGAUAAAUAUUAAUUUUUAAUAUGCAUUUUUUAUACUUUUUUUAAAUUUUACAAUAUUUUGUUUGGAUUAAAUUUAAUUAUAUGAACAAUGUUUUUUUUUAUAGAGGUUAGUCUUAGUAUUAAUUAAUAUUUUAUAAAGGAUUUGGGAUUAUUAGAGGUUAUGAAUUAUGUUUGUAUAAGUUUCAGUGUAAGUUACUAAUGGUUAAGUUGUUAAUAGUUCAUUUCAAAGUCAUUUGCUGUAUGUGUAUAGAUGUUUUUACCGUAAUUUGAAGAAGUCAGUAAACAAAAUUAAUUUUGUAAGAUGCAAAAAUAUGUAUUAUACAAAUUAAAGUAUAAAAUAAUUUUAACAUAGACAUUACCAUAACACUCUUGAACAUGAUGUUAUUUCUAAUGGGUUUUAGAAAACUGUAUAUAACGAGUAGCACCCCAACUGAACUGCAAGUGUAUACAGGGAUAACAUUGUUUUAACACCAUUGUCUAUUACAGGCUAAUCCCGCUCAAUAUCAAACACAUUUCAAUAUGUUAAAUAUUCAGGCAACUUGUGUGUCUUUUAUAAUUUCAGUUUACCUUUUAAACCUGUUAAGAAUAUAUAUACAUUAUUUUUCAUCUGUAAUAAAACCACUUUCAAAUGGUGUAGUUUCUUUCAAAUUAAAUUCUUGACUGCUUUAAUGAUUGCAUUACUCCUUUACUAUGCACAUACAAAAAUGUUUGUUAUUUAGUUGUGAUUGAGUUAGUUGUUUAUGAUUUGAUUACAAAAUCGUGUGUUGUGACAGUGGUGAUGCACGUAGUACAGUUACUGCCCAAAGUAUUUUUCUACUCACAAACAUUCCCAAGGGAUGGUGCAGUUAGCUGCAAAGAUAAGGACAUGGAGCAAUCCCUAGCACUGCAUUUUUGAUUGUCAAUACAUUGUAAAUACAAUUUAUAUCUAAGAUUUUCUCCCUACCCUUAGGUUCUUAUUUGUUUUGUGGUAUAUGAAUUUGAAUAAAAAGUAUGUAUUAA
Messenger RNA from Homalodisca vitripennis (glassy-winged sharpshooter), 4268 nucleotides. RefSeq names its product Krueppel homolog 2 (gene Kr-h2). The record is from RefSeq and is a predicted model, not a curated record. Lineage: Eukaryota; Metazoa; Arthropoda; Insecta; Hemiptera; Cicadellidae. The coding region runs from base 274 to 1041 and encodes 255 amino acids. Gene Ontology annotation, biological process: membrane organization; endoplasmic reticulum tubular network organization. The transcript is spliced from 6 exons. Gene Ontology annotation, cellular component: membrane; endoplasmic reticulum.